Molecule: messenger RNA, 1242 nt
Organism: Colletotrichum tamarilloi
Lineage: Eukaryota; Fungi; Ascomycota; Sordariomycetes; Glomerellales; Glomerellaceae
Product: cell wall glycosyl hydrolase YteR
Exons: 3
Coding region: 1-1242 (413 amino acids)
Biological process (GO): carbohydrate metabolic process
Source: RefSeq, a predicted model, not a curated record
AUGCGUGAUGGGUAUGGCGUUACGAAGAGGUAUAUAGGCAAGCAAACCCCCUGGGCUUUUUUCAAGCUCCUCUCAUCCUCCCCAGCACCCAAGAUGCGCGCCUCCGCUUCCCUCUUAGCCCUCGCCGGCACCCUCGCCCUAGCCCAAACCCCUUCCCGCCCCUACUCAACUUGGCUCGCCUCGUCCUUCGUCGCCCGCAAAGCCCCCAUCGACGCAGGCUACGGCCCGGCCGUUCUCUACGAAGGCAUCGCCCGCGCCGCCGCCGCCGCCUCCAACGUGACCCUUCUCCGCGCCGCCGAGACCGCCGUCUCCUCCCUCGUCUCCGAUGCUGGUGUCCUCGACGGCUGGGAUCCGGAGUGGUACUCCCUCGACGACAUCCGCAUCGGCAACAACCUCCUCUGGUUCUACCAGCGCAACACUACGGCGGGAGCGAAGUACAAGAUCGCGGCGGACGGGCUGCGGCAACAGUUGAACCGGUGGCCGCGGACGCCUAGCGGCGGGUUCUGGCACCGCGCGCCGAUUUACGAGGAUCAGAUGUGGCUGGACGGGAUCUACAUGGCCGAUUCGUUUUAUGCGACCUAUGUCUCGCUGUUUGAGAAGGGGAAUACCACGGCGUGGGGGGAGAUUGCGCUGCAGUUUGAUCUGAUUGAGGAGCAUACCCGGAACCACACGACAAACUUGCUCGUGCACGGGUACGACGAGGCAAAGGACGCCGUCUGGGCGGAUCCCGUGACGGGAGCGAGCCCGUUGGUGUGGAACCGUGCUGUUGGGUGGUACUUCAUGGCGCUCAUUGACACGCUGCAAGUGUAUCCCAAGAACCUUCCGGGAUACGCGCGGCUACAAGAGUACUUUGUCACCCUGGCGGAUGGGUUGGCAAGAAGCCAGGAUGCGUCGGGAGGGUGGUGGCUUAUCAUGAACGAGGGGUACCAGACGCGCAAGGGCAACUACCUUGAGUCGAGCGCCGCAGCCAUGUUUGCUUACGGUCUGCUGCGCGGUGUUCGGGAUGGGUUCCUCGAGGCAAAGUACAAGGAUGUUGGACUCAAGGCGUACAAGGCCCUUGUGAGGGACUUUAUUCGGGAUGAUAAGAAUGGGCUCAUUAGCUUCACGGGCACGGUGCAGGUUGGGAGUCUGAACUCGAACGCGAGUUUUGAGUACUACACCAGCAUCCCUAUUGUCGAGAACGAUCACCGUGGUAGCGGGUCUUUCAUGUUUGCCGCUAUUGAGGCCGAGCUGGCCAAGUAG